This is a messenger RNA of Biomphalaria glabrata, 13091 nucleotides long. RefSeq names its product microtubule-actin cross-linking factor 1-like. The coding region runs from base 260 to 10720 and encodes 3486 amino acids. Gene Ontology annotation, cellular component: intermediate filament; cytoplasm; cytoskeleton. The transcript has 59 exons. Gene Ontology annotation, molecular function: structural molecule activity; calcium ion binding; microtubule binding. Gene Ontology annotation, biological process: wound healing; intermediate filament cytoskeleton organization. The record is from RefSeq and is a predicted model, not a curated record. NCBI's taxonomy places the organism in Eukaryota, Metazoa, Mollusca, Gastropoda, Planorbidae.
UAUUGACAGAUUACAAUGUGUAUAUUUCCGGUGUGCUACUGUGCUUGAAAUGUGUAAAUGUGUACAAUUAUAUGCAUGUUACAAAUUUUUGUAACAAUUAUUAUAACGUUCAUGUGGAUUAUUUAUUGCUACUCUGCUAAUGUUCCUAAUAUAGUACAAAUCUAGUUGAGUCAGUUGAGCAUGACUAAUGCUAAAACAAAACAUAUAGUCUAGAUCUAAGAACAAAAAGAGAAACCAGUAAUACUCAAUUAAAACCAUAAUGUCCUCUAGGCGUGAUGCUACACCUGUAGAGUUAUGUCUCAAUAAAGUUAAAGAAAGACAGCAACAACUGGAUGAGCUCCCUCUGACUGACCACUAUAUUGGCACACAACAAUGCCUCCAAGAACUAAGGAAUGGAUCCAACACAUUUUUAGAAGUGACUCAGAAGGUGGAAGAAAUCAAGAAAAGCAGAGGCCACACUCACAAUAAAGAAUUUGACAAUCUAGAGACAGAACUGUUACUAACAGAGGAUUUGAACCAACAGAAGAAACGUUGUUUGGAGACUGUCUUGUUUGUGUCUGAAAUUGAAAAUUUGCUUCAGAAUGUUGAGUCAGAUAUUGAAGCCAGAGCUUUGUAUCUAAGUCAAAGACCACUAGUGUUUGAUAGUGUUUACAGAGGAGAAGAUGUCCCAGCACAGUCCAAAAUUCAUAAAGACUGUGUCUCAGCUAUACGUAAGAGUUGGUCUUGGAUUCAAACAGUCAAUGAAUGUUUAGGUAUUCACAUUGAAAAUGCUGCUAGCUAUCAUCAGUUCUACCAUGAUGUUCGCCACCUGGAAGAAAACAUGCUUUCAUUCUUGCUUUGGAUGGACAGUUCAACAGUUAGAGCUCAAGUCAAGACUCAAGAUCCUAAUGUCAUGUUAAAACAUUUCAGAUUAAUAAUCAAACAAUUGUUGGACUAUCAGGGCCAGUUAGAUCUUCUGACAGAGCGAAGCAGAGAUAUUCACCCAGUUCAUUACCGCAAAGAACUGCCAGAAUGGCCUUUGAAGGCUAGAGCUCUUGUCCAAUAUCAGCACAAACAUGUGUCAUUAGCAAAAGGGGACUUUGUAAUGAUUUUGGAAAAUUCUGAUGCUGAAAGAUGGAAGAUCAAAACUUUAGAUGGAAUAGAAAGUGAAGUCCCUGCUAUUGUGUUGGUCAUUCCUCCAGCUGAUCCUUCCUGCUUCCAACAGAUUGAUAAAUUAAGAGAACAAAUCAAGGUCAAUAGUUUUAUUGCAGCUAAAAGAUUAAGGUCACAUUUGAUCCAGUUUUUAAGUUCUGCUAUUUCCCAGACACAGUCCAAAGAUCUGGAAGGUUUGUCGGCCCAACAAAAGUAUGAAUUGAUGAAGAUGGUGAAUGAGGCGGCAGACGUCUUGAAAGGAGCUGAUUCAGAGUUCCUUCAACUCAACAAUCUUUUCAUUUCAUUUAGGAAGCUCAUCAGUCAUAUCAAACCAGGUGAUGCUGGAGUCAUAAACAGUACGAUACAGAGGUGGAACAAAACUGGAGCUUUAGUUCGUAUGUUUGUAGAACUUGGCAUCUACUCCAGACAUUAUUCUGAAGAACUCUCAAGUCAAAGAAAAGAAGAAAUGUUUAUGGUUAAGGACAUGGGCUCCAAUUAUACUUACACUUCAAAAGCUUACUUUGAAAGAGUUGUGCCUACAUAUGAAAUUGAUAUAAUAACUAAAGAAACCAAAAUGACAGCAUUCAAAUCAGAUUUGUAUAUCUUUGAGAGAAACAGAGAUAAGACGAGUCACACGAUUAAAAAAACGAAAGCUGACUCAGUUCAAGCAGCUGUUGGGGAAGAUGUAGUAGAUGGACGCCCAGAUGUCAGUUUCCAGUCCACAUUGAAAAAUUUUGCAAUUUCUGGAAUUGUGGAUCCUCGUACCAAACAACGGUUAACAAUUUCACAAGCUUUGGCUAAGGGAGUUUUAAAUACGGACUUUGGUACUUAUAAUAACUUGGAAAAAGGGGAAAUUAUUCCCAUCAUUGAAGCUAUUGCUCGGGGAUAUAUUAGUGUGGAUUAUGAAAAUCAUGAACAGGCACUGAAUGAAUUAGAGACCAAAGUCUACACUGUGUCUGGUGUUGUCAACCCUAAGACUGGAGAAAUUGUCAGUGCAAAAGAAUCCAUUAACUCAGGCUUAUUCAAUCUAAAAACAGGCAAGUUCACUAACCCUGUGACUGGAGAAGAGCUCUCUUUAUGUGAUGCUGUCAGGGCUGGCUAUAUCCUGGCUGAUUCUGCCUUACAAGAUGAAGACAAUCCCUUGUUCAGCACUAGCACUUCCAUUGUACUGGAGGAUGCCAAGUACACAGUUUUGGCUGUAACUAAUCUUUCAACUGGACAGGAUGUUUCCCUUAGUCAAGCUAUUAAGGAUGGAAUCAUUGAUCCAAUUCAUGGAAUUUACAAGAAUAAUUGCACAGGAGAGACAAUGCCUAUAGAGGAAGCCUUUAAACGUGGUUAUAUUAAAGGCAAAUUAUUUGAUCCUUUGCAAGAUAAAGAGGAUGAAAAUGUACUUUGCUACCAACAGCUACAGGUCAAGAAACAAAUCUUGAAAGCUGGUCAACUAGUCGCUGGAAAUCUUCAGUCUUCAGACCCGAAUGAAUUGCUCUUGAACAAGCUGCGUGAAAUAGAAAACACUGCCAAUAUAAUGAUACAAAAUCCAAAGACAGGAAAACCCAUUUCAUUGGAAGAUUCAGUUUUAUCUGGUUGUAUAAAUUUGGCUGAUGGCAGUUUUGAGACCCAGAAUGGAGAAAUCAUUUCAAUAACUGAGGCUUGUGCUCUGGGUUUGAUCGAAGGACAAACAUUAAAGGAGAUCUUGAGGGUUUAUCAACAGCUUAGUUUAGCUAAUCUAGUCAGUUCUGGUCAGUUUGACCCAUACACAGGGCUUGUUACUGAUUUAAAAUCUGGACAAACAUUAACACUACAGGCUGCUGUUGAAAGUCGUGUCAUUGACCCCACAAGCACAUUCUUUUAUGACCUAGCACAAAAUCGUGUCUUGAGUCUUUCUGAAGCUUUUGACACCGGCAGAUUAAAUAAACUAUCAGGUGAAGUAAUUCAUCCUUCUACUGGAGAAAAGUUAAGUGUUGAGCAAGCUGAAUUGAAAAAACAGAUUAAUUGUGACAUCAACCCUGAUGAGAUAGUUGAGCGCCUUGAGAGUCUGGCCUUAUUGCGUAGGUGCAUGGAUACACAUCAACCAGCUAUCAGGGUUCCCAAUGUCCAGCAUCUUGUUUCUGUUGAGGAAGCUGUGACAAUGGGAAUUCUUCAAGUUCCUAAAGCAGCCUACGUGGAAGAAGAAACUGUUGGCCAGGUCCAACUCGGCUUAGCUGUUCAGAUGGAGCGCAUGGAUUCACAAGUAGCUCUGACUAUCUUAGCAGCAUUGGAUAAGCACUCUCUUGAGCAGGAAAUAGGCCAAGGUCAUUUCAACCCCACAACAGGCAUGUAUGUGAAUCCUAAAACCCAGAAACAGUUUACCAUUGAUGAGGCACACAAGAGUGGCCUUUGGAAUCCAUAUUGUGUUUUCUUGGUGGAUACUGAGACAGAUAGUGUCACCUCCCUUGGUUACCUUGCAGAUAAAGGCAAAUUUGAUCCAGUAUCCUGCCACUACUUGAGUGAUACAAUGGACACCUCUAUGACAAUAAAUGAAGCCAUAGCCAAAGGUUUAAUUCUCCCAUACAUUGAACCAGAAAAAUAUGUGGACACAAGCUGUGCUCUUAAAGAUUUGAUUGAUUCAGGAAAAGUCAACCCAAGGACAACAGACUUCAUGGCAGCCAAUGAUCUCAGACUGUCUUUGCGUGAUGCAUUAGCCAAUGGAUUUUUAACCAUGGGUUCAAAGGUCAAAAUUGAUUCUGAAACUGGAGCUGUGGUUUUAGCUUCAAAUGAAAUUGUCGUUCAGUCUUUGAUACAAGUAAAAGAACAAUCUGAUUGGCUGUCAGAUAUUGCCAAUGUUUUGGCAUCACAAGGUCUUCCUAGUGAGAAACUGGACACCCUGAAACGCCAAACUGAAGAUUGUCUUGGUUUGAAAGAAGAAAUCAGUAGGAAUGAACCUGAACUUCGAAAUGUGAUUAGCCAAGCUGAACAGAUUAUGCAAGAAAAUGUUAAAACACAAGAUAAUCAGAAGGUCAAGGAUGAAGUAGCUCAACAAUUUCAGAAACUCAAAUCUAGCACCACUGACCUGAAAGUCAGAUUUGAUAUGGUCAACACAGAAACAGACAAUCGUAGUCAAAAAUUGAGCCAAAUGGGCAGAAACUUAGAAGAAUUGUAUUAUCAAAUGGAGGAGCUAGACCAAUGGUUAGAUUCUGCAAUAGAAAAAACUCAAGAUUUUCAGUUGCCGUCAGUGGAAAUUGACAUACAGUACACAUCCAUGAAGGAACUCUUAGAAGAACUCAAAGAGAGAGAAGAGGAUUUGAGUUCAAUUGUCAAGUCAGCAGAUGCUUUUAAAGAAAACAUUCAGGAUGUAGACAAAGAUGUGGAAAGUUUCCGCAAGAGGCUAGACAUCUUGCCCACUUUGAGGGAAGCUGGUGAUGCUGGUGUGCUAGACGAUGAGUUGGAGAGUAUUGAAGCCAAGUUCAAGGACAUAUCUAAAGAGUGUGCCAAGCAGAUGGAGCGUAUUGGCUCCUUAGCUAAACUCAGCAAAAUAGUCAAUGAACAUAAGGAGAGACUGUCCCAAGCUUAUCCUGUCAUACAAGAAAAUCUGAACAAGUUAAUAGAAGAUGAAGACUUUGGUCUGGACCCUCAUCGAGCUGCAAUAGAUAGAGACAAUCUAAGAAAUAUCAAAUCUGAUUUGAUUGGUCAAGAAAGAAAGCUUAAAGACUUACUGGCUGCUGGGGAUAGACUGGUGUCUGGUCUUCUGGACUCAGAAAGAAAUGAGGAAGCAGAAGAAGUCCAGGCCAUGCUGGAGUUUCUGCGGGAAGAGCAUGACAGAUUACAGGAAGACAUCUCUGAGCAGGAACAGCAAUUAGAUGCAGCCGCCGCGGAGCAACAUAAUGUUUUGGGUCGACUUGAAGGCAUUGAGAUGAGCUUGAGAGAAUGUGAGGAACAAGUUGCUAAUCAAAGGGACAUAAGUCUAGAUAAGGAAAAAUUAUCUCAACAAAUACAGGAUCAGAGACUAGUUAAUGCCAAAAUAGCUAGUAAUCGAAGUCUGUUGGAAAGAUUAUGUUUAGAUGUUGAAGGCAACAAUGAAGCAGAACAAAAGUUAAAGAAUCUUAUGGAGCUAGCUGAAGCACUUGAGACUCAGGCAGAGGAAAGGACUCAAGAACUUGAAGAACUUUUGACCAACAUAGUUGAGUAUGAGUCUAAAGCUGUAGAGUUGGACAGCUGGCUCUCUGAGUCCAUCAAAACUCUCAAGCCAAAAAGUGGAGCUCCUAAACCAACAAAAACAAAGGUAGAAGGUCUGUAUGAAGGUAAGGCAGAGAAAGAUGGAGAGAUGGAAACAUUAAGACAGAUGUGUGAUCAUUUAUCUGAAGCUAGUUGGGUCAAGGAUAAAUAUGCAUUAAAAGAACUGCUGGCUGAUGUAGAGACCAAAUGGAAUGACCUAACAGAACUUUUAGUCCAGCAGGUCUCUUUGGAGGCUUUGUCCGAAAUUGAUGGCAUGUUGAAAUAUUUAGAUAAAGCUGAAAAUGAAAUCAAUACAGCCGAAUCUAUCAGCAUCGAUCCUGAGACUUUGAGUAUACAGUUGAGAGAACACAAGAUAUUCGACACUGAUUUAAAAGGCAAGCGCAAUGCUGUAAAAGACAUUAUCGACAAGUGCACACAUAUGCUUAGAGAGACAGCUAAUUCCCAAUCAGAUGAGAUCAAGUUUCGUCUAGACACCAUUACACAGCAGGCUGACCUAGUUUGUCAGCUGAGUGCUGAUAGACUUCACCAGUUAGAGGCUGCUCUACCAUUAGCUACUCACUACGGAGAAAACCAAACAGAGGUCUGUGCAUGGCUGGAUGAGAUGGAGGCAGAGCUUGUUGCUCAGGGCGAGCCUGGACUAAAUCUGGAGCAAGUGAAAAAACAACAUGAUAAUUUAAAGGCCAAUCAGCAAAUAAUUGAAGAUCGCAAGUUAUUUAUAGAUGAUCUUAACUCCACUGGCCUUGAACUUAUGGAUAUCUGCGCUGAACAAGAUGCAGUGGACAUUCAGAAUAGGUUACUUGACAUUAACAAGAGAUAUGAGGGUUUGAAGUCAAAGGCUCAUACUAAAUCAAGGGAUUUGACAGAUGCAAAACGAAAACUAACCCAAGAGGCUGGAGAUACAUUAGAUCAUUUAAAGGAUGAGUUGGAUGGACUUCAUCAAACUGUCACCAAUGCUGAUCCCAUUCCAUCUUCUCCAGAGAAACUGAGAAAUGAAAUUGAUGAAAAUAAGGCUGUGUUAGAAGAUCUGGAGCAUCAAAAACAAGCUUUAGCUAAAGCUGAAGAUGUUGCUAAAAAUCCCAAGGCUUAUGGUGUUGAGGAUCUUACAGAUGCUGAAGAACUGCGGCACAAAUACAAGGAGAUAUGUGACAUGUCUAAAGAUAUACGGUUGAUGGCGGAGGCUCGAGACAAGAAUCUGACAACUGCUCUGAAACUGUCUGAGAAAUUCUAUGACAUGUCAGUGGAUGUGAUGUCAGGACUAAGAGAUCUUAAAGACUGUAUGUAUAACCAGGAACUGCCUGGCCUUGACCCUGAAGCCAUUAAGGAACAACAAGCAGAACUAGCUGGAUUUAAGAAGGAAUUGGAGAAAGCCAGAGAGCUUGUUGGAGAAUGUCGACAAAUAGGUCACGACCUCUCCAAUGUUUGUGGUCAGUCUGGUGCCAUUGAAAUCCAGAAACAGAUGGAGGAUCUUAGCCACAUGACUGAUGAAGUCAAUGAUAAGAUACGUGACCGAGGUGACGAGUUAAGGGGGGCAUUCCAACAUGCUGAUCAUUUCAAGAAACUAGUUGAUAUUUUCCAACAACAUUCAAACAGUCAGUUGAUUCAGUCUAUCAAUAGCUGGCUUCCUCAAGCAGAACACCAGUUGGCGUUGAUGAAACAACCAUCACCUGACCCAAAUACAUUACAGAGACAAAUUGAAGAACUGAAGGUUUUCAAGUCAGAUAUUCAUCCUCACAUUGUAGACAUGCAACAACUUGUUCAAGAAGCUGCUUCUCUAAAGGACAUUUCUCCUUUAGCUUCUGAAGCCCUGAUGAAACCAGUCAAAGUGUUGAAUGAGAAAUGGUCAGAACUAAUUCGAGGACUCACAGACAGGGAGAACCAACUGACAGAUAUGCAGCUGAAAGUUGGAGAAGUAAAUCAGGCCAUGGAGGACAUCAUUGUGUCACUGGAUGAAGCACAGUCUCAGAUGGAUGCUAUGGAAGAAGUUCAAGGAGAUACCAAAUAUUUGGAGACUCGCAUCAGGAAACUGGAAUUGAUGGAGGCAGAUAUAAAGAAUAAAGACAAGGUUGUACACAAAUUAAAUAAAGCUGUAGAUGACAUGCUACAGCAGAGUGAUGUUAAUGUAACUGAAUCACCGUUACAUAAAAAGAGAAUAGAGAUGAAAGAGAAAUUAAGAAAUACUUCUGCUACCCUUCGUCAGAAAGAAAAUAGGCUUCAAGAGUCUAUCAGAAAGAUAAAGAGGUUUCUUGGAGAGAUAGAUGAUCAACUUGCACAAGUGAAUGAGUUUCGCUCUGAAUUAAAAACAAAUGAACCUUUUGGAGCUUUGCCUGACUCAGCUGAGAAACAGUAUGCUGAAUUUGUGAUUAAAUGUCAACAUUUAGAUGAACAAGAGAGAGACAUUGAACAAUUACUAAAUACCGGUCAGGAUUUGAUUGACCAUUGUAAGUCUGCGCAUGAUGUCCAGGACAUUACUGACCAUGUGAAAAGAUUAAAGGAGAGAUGGACAGAUACAAAAGAUAGAGCCAGAAAACGAAAGGAAAAAAUGGAGGGACACCUUCUCAACGUUUCUCAUUUCCAUGAUACUUUAAAAGUCUUCACUGAUUGGUUGAACAAUGCUGAGAUUUCAAUGAGAGGUUGCAAGUAUCCCAGCAAACUUGUUAAAAUUGUAACCAAUCAAAUAGCCGAACAUAAUACUUUCAAAGCUGAUUUGUUGGCUCAGGCUGAGAAUAUGAACAUGUUGGACCAGUCAGGGACUUACUUAAAAUUUUUUGGCAAGAAGCAAGACACUGUGUAUGUCAAGAAUAUGCAAGUUGGGAUCAGACUGCGUUGGAAAAAACUUUUAAGGAGAUCAGAUGAACGUACUCGAUUAUUAGAGCAAGCCUACAAGGAGGAUAAAAGAUUUGAUGACUCUUGGCAUGAACUUUGUGAUUGGCUAGAUCAAAGCAUGCAGUCCAUGUCAAAGUUUGCAUUGUCAGCCAAUCAACCGGCAGGAACCAAACAAGAUAUUGAUGAACUUAAGAAACAUGAAAUGAUUGUGCGUUUUAAUCAGCAACUAACUCUCAAACACCCUACUUUUUUCUCAACGACAAGAUUGGGAAGAAAUUUGAAAGACCGCUGUGUAAAAUCGGAUCCAGAGAGAGAAAUUUUAAAUCAGAUGCUUGAGGAUUUAAAAAACAAAUGGAAUUCUGUUCGUUCUGUUGUGUCUAGAAGCCAAAACAAGCUGGACGAAGCAUUGCUAAAUUCUGGGCGGGUGUCUGAUGCACUUCAGUCACUUUUAGAAUGGCUCCAGAAAGCAGAGGCGGCGUUAGAUGAAGAGAUGCCCAUCUUGGGUGACCUUGACACUGUACAUAUGCUAAUUGAACAACACAGGAACAUCCAGCAAGAGUUAACUGCUAGAGAAGCAACUGUCCUCACAAUGCGGGCCCCUGGCAACUUACCAGCACAACAAGCCUCUGAACUAGCACAGCUCUGGGAUCGUGUCAAUCAUUUAUGUGAUAUCAGAGAAUCUAAACUUAAAGAAGCUUUGAAAUUGGCUGAAGAGUUUCAAGAUGUUGUUACUCUCAUGAGAGAAUUUCUACCUCAAGCUGAAGCUCAACUCAAAUUUAGAGCAUUACCUGAAGAUGAAAUGGUUAUAUUUCAAUUGAUUGAAAAACAUGAGAAAUUUCAAGAGGAUUUGAGAAACCACCAAGAAAGUGUUGAGAAAAUCAAAGGGUUAGCUGAAGAUAUUUUAAGUAGCUGUCAUCCCAAUGCAGUCAGAUUUGUCAAAUAUUACCUGACUAUAACCCAGACACGAUGGGAUCAAUUGUUACACAGAGCAACUACCAGAGGCCAGAGGUUACAAGAAGCCUUGAGAAAUAUUCAAGGCAAUGCAGCCUUGUUGGAAGAACUGCUAGCUUGGCUAACAGAUGCCCAGGCUUUGCUGGCUACCAAAGAGCGUGACCCCAUACCAGAUGACCUUAAAGUAGUGGAAACUUUAUUAAAGGAACAUUUAGAAUUUCAUGAAGAGGUUACCAGUAAAAAUAAUGAUGCAGAAAGAUUGUCUAAACUUGUCACAUCUGAAUCCAAGAUGGCUGCUCAGAGUAAAGGCUAUGGAAGCAAUAUGAAGUUAAAUGAGUUUGAUGGUUACAACCCAAGAGUAAUAGCCUUACAAAACAAAUGGAGGACAGUAUGGCACAUGUCCAUGGACAGAAAGAAACGUCUGCAAGAUGCUCAUGAUACACUUUUAGAGUUGGAAAGCUUUAAAAACUUUGACUUUGAUCUCUGGAGACAACGAUAUCUUAAUUGGAUCCAGGCUAAAAAGUUUAGAAUAACUGAUUUCUUCAGACGUCAAGAUAAAGAUAGUGAUGGAUUCCUUGACAGAGAGGAAUUUAUAAGUGGAAUGUUGAAAUCAAAGUUCCCAACUAAUCGCACAGAGCUUAGCGCUGUCUUUGACAUCUUUGAUAAAGCAAGCAAUGGGUUUAUCGAGUACAAAAACUUUGUUGAUGCUUUGAAAGCAGAUAGAAAAAAUAGAAUAAAGAACAACAACCGCAGCGCCAAAUCGGAUGUAGAACUGAUUCAUGAGGAGAUAGAAAAAGAGUUGUCUAAUUGUCAAUGCCGCCAGUCUUUUAAAGCAGAAUGGUUGGAAGAAGGCAAAUAUAGGUUUGGUGAAAAACAAAAAACUUGCCUUGUGAGAUUUUUGAAUCAUACUGUUAUGGUCCGUGUUGGUGGUGGAUGGGUGACAUUGGAAGAAUUUCUGGAACAAAAUGACCCUUGUCGAGCUAAAGGUCGCACAAAUUUUGACCUGCGUGAGACUCUAGCUCUGUCGGAUGGUUCCAUUGUUGGUUCUAGACGAGGAAGCAAUAGUGGCAGAACGUCACCUUUCCCCACUGGAGUUCGGCGGCGGCAAAAUGACACUGGCUAUGCCUCUUCCAACUCAUCAGGAAGUAAUGACUCUUCCCUACGUCGAAGUCGAGUGGCCUCCUCCAUGGUAAAUCUAGCCAGCCCUUUGAACAACUCACAUCAUUAUAUGAAUUCAACCCUUAGCAGAAAUGCAGACACUUAUGGUUCCACUGGAAAUUUAAAUCGUUCUAAACGUCUGAGUACUUCAUCUUCAAAUAUUACUGGACGAAAGACUCCAACACCAAUUGGAGGCAAACCAAGGAGUCAUAUCUUUACUACUAGGGCCACUACGCCAACUGUUGCCUUUGGUAGCUCUGUCAGAUCAAGGCCUACGACUCCAACAUUUUCUCCUCACUCUUCCACUCCUCAAAGGCCAGGAAGUGCUACUCCAACAAAAGGUUUAACAGGUCCAGCAGUUGGUCCCCCUCGACAACGCAAGCUGCCCACAACACCGAGGACUCCAACUACCCCAACUCAGCAAACAUCUCAGCAAUUUAGAUAGCUGUUUAGUUGUACAUAGGUGGCUAGCAGCCAACAAUUCCAUUGUUUUAGUUUGUAAUAAGUUUUUCUUGAGAUUCACAUUCCACAAUCAUGGCAAUAGUAGGACAGAGAAUCAGACAUGCAUUGUGGUUGUCAAAAUUAAGAUUCUGGUUGUACUAAUUGACAAAUUAUUGUGGAUAACCUAACCCAAGCUGACAAGAAAUAGUGUCUCAUUGUGGGAAUAAGUUGUUGACUGUUAGCAUUGCUUUGAAACAUGGUGCUUACCAAAUGUUAAGGAAUUCAUUCAUUACUAUUAUUGCCUUCACUGUAACCUUUUAGUUUGUAUAUCUCUAUGGUAAUGGAAAUAAGAGUAUAUCAUUUCAACUUUACAUAUAUAAUUGCAUUGUCUCAUUUGUCUCUGGUGGGUGGGUCUCUAGACUUUGUAUACAAAAAUAUCUAAUUAUGUUACAUGGCUUUUUCAAAACAAAUUUUUUUUUUAUUAUUAUUAUUAUUAUUGGUUAUUAAUUAUUUAGAUAUACACUUAAAUGGGAAUCAAAAUUUUUAUUGCUUUAUUAUUAUUCCACAUUUAAACUUUUAUAAUAAGUCUCAUAUAAUCCAAGUUUUUAUAUUGUUAUUUUUUUAAACCUAAUUGAACCAAUAGUAAAUGUAAAUUGGAGUUUAAAAAAGAAAUCUUUUUUUAAGCAGUUGGAAGUGAAAGUAUUAUGAUAAUGUUACAUUAGUAGUGUUGUGUCUAAAUAUUUAAAAAAAAAUAUUUUUAUGAAUGGAAAACAAAUAUUUUUUUUACUUUUAUUUUAGAAUAAACUUGUGAUGCAUUUCUACAGUUCAUGAAAAGUUUUAAUGUUACACAUUUGUUUUAUUGUCAUAUUUUUAAUUGUAUGAAACAAAUAUUGAAUCAUCUAGUAAUUUUCUUAAGAUUGAGGAGACUAUACAUUCCAUAUAUGUCCUAUCUAGACAUGAUAUAUGUCUUUAUAUAUCAGCAUAACAUUCCAUUCACUUUUUGUUUGUUUCCUAAAUGAUCUGAUGUGUCUGUUACUUAUGUACAAUGAAAUUGAUGACUAUUAUCACGUUCAUUCCAAAAAUAGUUGUAUAUUUUUAUAAGCUUAUGUAAUGGUACUGGUUUAUACACCCUGGUGGUCAAAGGGAGCAGAUUCUAAGUCCAUAUUGCCAGCAUUUCAUUUUGCUACCUGUUGUAUUUUUAGAAGCUUUAGUUGAAAACAAAAAUAAAUAAUUUUCAUACCCAGCUUAGCAUAUUGUAGUAGAGAUAUAAUCAUUUCUCUUUAUACAUUUAUAAUUCAGUCCACCAUACCUUUUUUUUAUACCAAAUAUGCUAUUAACAAAAAAUAUAACAUUUUAACCCAAAGUCUCUAAAAUAUCCCUCAAUAUAAUAAUCAUAUUUAUUAUAAAUUCUUGUGUCAAAUCUUAUUUUGUCCCAUUAAAGACGUUUUCAAUUAUAUCAUAUCCUUUUAAGCAUUUCAUAUCCUCAGGUCCAAUUUAUGUCCUGUCUAGAAAGUUUUUUUUUUUUUUUUCAUGAACAUUAUUUGAAUAUUCUUUCUUAUUCACUUAACAUAUCAUUUGUAACUUUUUGUAUAUUCAGUCAAAGUACAUUAGGUAAUAAUUGUCCCAAAUUUUAUUUCAUUCCAUUCAUAUUUUUGCUUUUUUUUUAAACUUCAUCCAAAAUAUUUUGCUCUAUAAAUCUGUAAAAGCUGAAAUUAAAGUCUAAGUGUGCCUUGCAAAAUUUAAGUCAAAUGAAGAACUGGACCCAACUUUUAUCUCAUAAAAUACUGACAUUAUGUUUCAUAUGGGUGAACUGAAGAUCAGUAGGUCUUUUUUAUCUGCAUUUCAUUUCCAGUGCUCUUAUUGUUAUGACUACCCUAUACCUUUUUUUUAAUAAUGGCCAGUAAUACUUGUGUAGCUUUCAGACUUCUAGCAAAUUGUUAGUUUACAUUAAAUGUCUAGUAAUAUUUCUUCAUGAGUAAAUACUUUUUUUUUUCAUCAUUCAUUGACUAGUAGUAUCUAGAAUCAUAUUUUGGCCUUUUUUCACGUAAAGAUUACCUAUAAUUUAAUGGUGAUCUUAUUGUUGGUGCUCUUGAUAUCUUUUUGGCCAACUGUAUUUUUGUAGAAUUUAUUUAUUAUCGAAAAAUGAAUUUGAAGUUUGUUUGAAAUGUUCUGGUUUGGCUAUCUUUUAAGAAUUUAAUGGUAACAGUGCGUCAUUCUAAAAAUGUAUCAUGCCUUGUAUGAUUAAAAGGUUGUCAUAUAGUAUGUACCUUAAAUUUAGUUAGUCAUUAAGACUGUAGUGGUAAUAGCACUUUAUACUACAUGUGAACAAAUGUAUUAUGCCUGUAUAAAUAUAAAUUAAAAGGUUUUCAAACUGG